This is a messenger RNA of Arthroderma uncinatum, 1155 nucleotides long. RefSeq lists its product as uncharacterized. The transcript has 4 exons. The record is from RefSeq and is a predicted model, not a curated record. The coding region runs from base 1 to 1155 and encodes 384 amino acids. Lineage: Eukaryota; Fungi; Ascomycota; Eurotiomycetes; Onygenales; Arthrodermataceae.
AUGUACGACGACUACGAUGAUGAUGGCCCAGACCUUGAGCUGGUAGAGUUGCUCCGACAGUCCCUUGGCCUGGGAGCGCCGAACUCGAAGGCUCCCCCGCCGCCAGAGACAAGGGUGCUCGAUGGAGCAAGAUACGUCUUUGACAACUCGAUUGAUGUUGCCCUGGAUCCAAAGGGGACCAAGCGGGCAGCGAAAACUAUCUGGAAGAUGAUGCAGGAGAAGCGGUAUUCGACGGAAACUUGGUCAGAACACGAGCUUCACCCCAAGGCGAAAGACGAAUCUACCGUCGAUUUCAUAUUCACCAUGGACCUGUUGAAUUUCAGCUUCUGGUCUGACGAACUGGAUGCCUCCAAGAGAUUUGCUAUCGAAUACCGCGGCAAGAGAUGGACGGGCUAUUGGAGUUUGAUCGCUGCCCUGCAGAGAGCAAUCGACGAAGAGAUUCCAAUUACGAGCUCCGACUUUUGGCAAGACGAGAAUGAGUGCACCGAGGAUGUCUUGAGACAUGUUUUUCGGUCUGCCACAAACGAGGAGAUUCCCCUGCUACAAGAACGAAUUGCAUGUCUGCGCGAAGCAGGAACUGUUCUUUAUAAAAAAUAUCAAUGCAGCUUCACCCAAUGCAUUGCUGAAGCCAAUGGCUCGGCGGCAGCUUUAGUGAACCUACUGGCGCAGAAUUUCCCAUGUUUCAGAGAUGAGACGGAAUUCUGUGGGAAGCAGGUCCGGUUCUACAAACGAGCUCAGAUUCUCGUUGCGGACCUGUGGGCUUGCUUCCAGGGGGAAAGCUACGGGGAGUUUCACGACAUAGAUAAAAUAACCAUGUUUGCGGAUUAUCGCAUUCCACAAAUGCUCAAUCAACUUGGCUGUCUCCUCUAUUCCCCGCCACUAGAGAGUAUUAUUCGAAUGCGUAAGCCUAUACCUAGUGGUCACCCGCGGGAAGUCGAGCUUCGCGGCACAAGUAUUUGGUGUGUCGAGUUGAUAAGACGGGAGAUUGAAACCCUUCAGCAGCAGGCGAACGGCAAUAGAAUAGAGGAGGGAGCAAAACCUAUACAGGUGAAUGCAAUUUUGAUCGAUUUUUUGUUGUAUGACACAGCAAAGGAUAUGGAGAAAGAGGGAAAGGAGGCCAUCCCUCACCACCGGACAAGGAGUAUCUGGUAUUAA